Molecule: messenger RNA, 1302 nt
Organism: Megalops cyprinoides (Indo-Pacific tarpon)
Lineage: Eukaryota; Metazoa; Chordata; Actinopteri; Elopiformes; Megalopidae
Product: zeta-sarcoglycan-like
Exons: 7
Coding region: 1-897 (298 amino acids)
Biological process (GO): heart contraction; cardiac muscle tissue development
Cellular component (GO): sarcolemma; sarcoglycan complex
Source: RefSeq, a predicted model, not a curated record
AUGACACAGGAGCAGUACAUUUUGGCUGCACAACCUAACAACCUUCAGAGGCCUGGAUGUGCUCCUGUUUACCCUGUGGGAAUAUAUGGCUGGAGGAAAAGAUGUUUGUACUUCUUUGUCCUGCUGCUGUUAGUCAUAAUGAUUGUAAAUCUGGCAUUAACCAUAUGGAUCUUAAAGGUCAUGAAUUUCACUGUGGAUGGAAUGGGUAAUCUCCGAGUAAACAAACAGGGGAUAAGACUGGAGGGCAUAUCAGAAUUUCUUCUUCCCCUGUAUGUUAAAGAGAUACAGUCAAGAAGGGACAGUCCACUAAUCUUACAGUCUGAUAGGAAUGUGACUGUGAAUGCAAGAAAUGACCUUGGGCAGUUAACAGGACAGCUUACCGUUGGCUCUGAGAUGGUGGAAGCACAAUGCCAGCGGUUUGAAGUGCGGAGCAGUGAUGGUGAAAGGAUGCUGUUUUCUGCAGAUGAAGAGGAGAUCAGCAUCGGCACAGAGAAACUGAGGGUGACAGGAACUGAAGGAGCGGUCUUUGAGCACUCCGUUGAAACACCUCAUAUUCGAGCGGAACCUUUUCAGGAUCUGAGGCUUGAAUCCCCGACAAGGACCCUCACUAUGGAGGCCCCUCGUGGUGUGGAAAUUAACGCAGAUGCUGGGGAGCUCAAAGCUACCUGUCGAAAAGACCUACAGCUUCAAUCCACAGAAGGAGAGAUAUUUUUAAAUGCAAACACAAUCCGACUGGGGAAGCUUCCACUUGGCACUGCUGCACCUUCCCUUGGAUUGCCAGUCCCAAAACAGACUGUCUAUGAGCUGUGUGUCUGCCCGAAUGGAAAACUGUACAUUUCCCCAGCAGGAGUGGGGUCCACAUGUCAUUCCACAAGCAACGUCUGUCUCUGGAGCUGAAAGUGGGCCAGACUUUUACACCAGAAAAGCCUUUGGUACGGUACUGUCCAGUUUGCUCAGCUUUUUUCUUUCUUCCUAAAUGAACAUCAGGAAUUGCAAGAAGGCUUCCAGGGCCACUUCUUCCAGUGCAGGAGCAUAAAUGAUGCCUUUUCAUUUUUUGUAGACUCAAAGACAAGGCAUAUAAGCAAGAUGAAUCAUGGGAAGUGCACGCGACAAGUCUGGGAUCAAAUAUAUUUUCUAAGACAUUGAAACCAAUACACAGGUGCCUUUGCUACUGUCAGUAAAGCACAUAAUUUAAAACCUUCUUGAGAUUGUUGGGACUCCAUUCACAACUCACAGAAUCUGUUUCCCCUGAAUAAAAUCAAAAGACUUCUAAUACAGUAUGCAUUUCUCUACUGUUUUACU